Messenger RNA from Suillus plorans, 1524 nucleotides. RefSeq names its product Alpha/Beta hydrolase protein. NCBI's taxonomy places the organism in Eukaryota, Fungi, Basidiomycota, Agaricomycetes, Boletales, Suillaceae. Bases 1 to 1524 code for a protein of 507 amino acids. The record is from RefSeq and is a predicted model, not a curated record. The transcript is spliced from 7 exons.
AUGUACACGUCCAUUUCGGCAUCUCAGUGGGGUUCCCCUACCGCUUCCAGGCGGGUUCUGCUCAUUCAUGGGUUGACUAUGUCCUCACAAUCAUGGGAGGGCGUUGCUCAGCUAUUAGCAACAGAAGGGUUCUUUGUUGUCGCGCCGAAUCUCCUUGGGCAUGCAUGGAGACGAGGCACCGACACCGACUAUCGUGUGUCCACCCUUGCUGAGGACCUCCGACCGUAUUUUGUCAUGGACACGUCCUACGAUGUGAUUAUAGGUCAUUCUCUUGGGGGCGCGGUGACCUUAUCGCUCUUGCCACUCCUGUCCAACACAAAAGAAACAACUGUUAUACUCCUCGAUCCUGCCCUCGAGCUCACGAAGGAGAUAGCCGACAAGUGUGAAAACUGGUUUCUGAAGGAGAUUGCCAAUCUCAGAACCGCUGACGACCACAUGGCUGAGAACCCUGUUUGGUCUCGAGGUGACAGCAUGUUAAGAGCGCUGGGAAUCUCCAUGUGUGAUCAUACUGUUGUCAAGAGGAUAUUUGAGCAUAACAGGCCAUGGUCUUUUAGUGGCCUGUUCAAAAACGUUUCACCCCAGGUGAAUAUCACUGUGCUGGCAUCAGAUCCGGCGCUCGGUGCUAUUUGUCAUUUGGAGCACGUCCCGUGUGACGUGGCGAGAUUGCGUGCCAAAGUUUUUAUCGGAAUUGGUCACUGGAUUCAAUACGAGACGAUUUCAAAACAUGACCCCAUUCCCUCACCUAGUCGCACCCGCAAACAUCCAAGUCAUCUCAGUGUGGACAUGACCAUUUCAGCGUCUCAGUGGGGUUCUCCUACCGCUUCUAGGCGGGCUCUUCUCAUUCAUGGCCUGACCAUGUCCUCGCAAUCAUGGGAGGGCAUCGCUCAGCUAUUGGUAGCAGAUGGGUUUUUCGUCGUUGCUCCAAAUCUCCUCGGGCAUGCAUGGAGACAGGGCACCGACUAUCGUAUUUCCGAUAUUGCAGAGGACCUCCGAUCGUAUUUCGCCAUGGGCACAUCUUACGACGUAAUCAUCGGUCAUUCUCUUGGAGGCCCAGUGGCCUUGUCGCUCUUGCCAUUCUUGCCCAAGACGCAAGAAACCACUGUCAUACUUCUCGAUCCUGCCCUCGAGCUUACAGAGGAGAAAAUGAAAAUCAACACGCAAUUAGUUUUAAACGAGAUGUCAAGAAUCAGAACCCCCGAAGAGCAUAUGGCUGAAAAUCCUGCUUGGUCGCGACGUGACUGCAUAUUAAGAGUGCUGGGGAUGGCCAUGUACGAUCGCACUGCUAUCGAGAUACUUCGGCAAAACACGCCGUGGUCUUUCACUGGGUUGCUCAAGAACAUUCCACCCAACGUUAAGAUCACCGUACUGAUAUCAGAUCCAAAAUUCAACGCUUUUUUGGAUUACGUCCCUCUUGACAUGGAGAACGUGAAUUCCAAAGUUCUUACAGGAAUUGGUCACUGGAUUCAAUAUGAGCUUCCGCGUGCUAUCAUGGAUGAAAUUCCCUUACCGAGAGCAAAACUGUGA